AUGGAAACCCAGCGCCCGCCAACCCGCACCCCUAGAGGUGCUCAGGGGAUUCGAACCCGGGACGCUGGGUCUCCUCCGUACCCAGCGACUCUGAAGGCAGAUCCAGAAGAACUGUUUACAAAACUGGAGAAAAUUGGUAAGGGCUCUUUUGGUGAAGUUUUUAAAGGAAUUGACAAUCGGACUCAGAAAGUGGUUGCUAUAAAAAUUAUUGACCUAGAAGAAGCAGAAGAUGAAAUAGAAGACAUCCAACAAGAAAUCACAGUGCUGAGUCAGUGUGACAGUCCAUAUGUAACUAAAUAUUAUGGAUCCUAUUUAAAGGAUACAAAAUUAUGGAUAAUAAUGGAAUAUCUGGGUGGAGGCUCUGCCCUUGAUCUAUUAGAACCUGGCUCACUCGACGAAACCCAGAUUGCUACAAUAUUGAGGGAGAUACUCAAAGGACUCGAUUACUUGCAUUCAGAAAAGAAAAUCCACAGAGAUAUUAAAGCUGCUAAUGUAUUGCUGUCUGAACAAGGAGAAGUAAAACUAGCAGAUUUUGGAGUAGCAGGACAACUAACAGAUACACAGAUAAAGAGGAAUACCUUUGUGGGAACACCAUUUUGGAUGGCACCUGAAGUAAUAAAGCAAUCAGCAUAUGAUUCGAAGGCAGAUAUCUGGUCAUUAGGCAUAACAGCCAUAGAACUUGCAAAAGGAGAGCCACCUCAUUCCGAAUUACAUCCAAUGAAGGUUUUGUUCCUCAUUCCGAAGAACAAUCCACCAACACUGGAAGGAAACUUCAGUAAAUCCCUCAAAGAAUUUGUUGAGGCCUGCUUAAACAAGGACCCAAGCUUUAGACCUACUGCAAAAGAGCUAUUAAAACACAAAUUUAUUUUGCGAAACUCAAAGAAAACUUCCUACCUGACUGACCUUAUUGAUAGGCACAAGAGAUGGAAGUCUGAACAAAGUCAUGAUGACUCCAGUUCUGAUGACUCAGAUACUGAACCAGAUGGUCAGGCUUCAGGUGGGAGUGAUUCAGGAGAGUGGAUCUUUACAAUAAGAGAAAAAGACCCCAAGAAUCUAGAGAAUGGAGCAGCCCAGCCUUUGGAGUUGCAAAGAAAUAAGGUGCUCAAAAUAUUGACUGUAGUCUAA
Haliaeetus leucocephalus (bald eagle) is the source of this 1125-nucleotide messenger RNA. It is a transcript of the gene STK24, whose product is annotated as serine/threonine kinase 24. The transcript is spliced from 8 exons. Lineage: Eukaryota; Metazoa; Chordata; Aves; Accipitriformes; Accipitridae. The record is from RefSeq and is a predicted model, not a curated record. Gene Ontology annotation, molecular function: protein kinase activity; ATP binding. The coding region runs from base 1 to 1125 and encodes 374 amino acids. Gene Ontology annotation, biological process: protein phosphorylation.